UAUCAAAAAAAAAAAAAGUGUGAAAUACAGAGUAACUGAGAUCUUCUUCAACCUAUCUUCUUCAACCUAAUUUCAGUUUUCUGGCGGAAAAACUUUGAUACAAUCAGCAAGUUUGCUUGGGAAACGUGAAUAUUAGAUUGAAAUCUCGUUUCGCAUUCGUUUCCGGGAUGAAUUCAGUUUCAAACACGUCUCCAUUUUUCUGAAACGGUUUCGGCGCCCGGUUUCCCCGUUCCAGGACGUUUCGGAAACGGUUUCCAUAAGAGGGGGGAAUGGGUUCAGUAGUUGCUGAUAAGAGGGCGUCAGAAAAUGGGCAGUGUUCUUUGCUGGUGUCCCCGCCAAGAUACACGCGGCGGAAAGUCUCAGCGAUCCGUGAUUUUCCCGAUGGAUGUGGCCCAAAUGCUGCAGGAAUUAGCCUACAGAUGAAGGAAGUGGGAAGCAGUGGGCAGAAAGAGGGCGGUGCUUUGAAAAAUGUAGAGUGUAACAUGAAAAUGGGUAGAGAUAUUCGUGAAGAGGCGGAGAAUGUACUUCUGGAAGAAAAAGUUGAGUCUCAAAGUCAUGAUAUUCUCUGCAUCAAAAAAAACAGUCAUGAUAUUCCAUUCUGCCCAAUUGCAAUUGAACAGGAGAAAUACAGUGUGGUGAAAUGUGCCGAAGUGGCGCGUGGAAAUGAAGAGUUUUUGAAGCUGCCAGUUGACAAUCCUAAGUCAUCUCUAGUCUUGCCAAACAUGGAUGAGGAAAAAGAAAUCCAUGGAACAUUAACAGAUUUGAUCGAACGAAUUGUAGAGUCACGUACUGCACCAAAGGUUACUGCUGAUCUUGAUCUCAAAGAGUCUGCACAUGCUAUUGAUAACAAAAUGGUGGAUAAGGGAACUGGUGUACAGCCUUGUUCAUUACCACAUUAUCCGAUCCCUCCAAAUCUUGUUUGGAAGGAACCUAAAUAUCCUCCUCGAAGAAAAGUUUCUGCUGUUCGUGAUUUCCCUGUUGGUUGUGGGCAUAAUGUGACAACGCUUGGUGAUAGAAAGGAAAAACAUAUUGGUCGUGGGGAACCAUUUUCCAAGAUUGACAAAGCUGUUGUGCAUAUUGAUGCAAAUCUAGUUGGAGGAGAGCUUGAAGCUGAAGUUGCCUUUGAGGACAGGGUAAAAAUCGUACAAGGUCUUGCUUCUGGAAAAGGUAGGGAUACACUAAAACAUUUUUCUGAUAAAGCUCCUUCAUUCAGCAAAACUUAUGGGAUUAGGGGACAAGAAGAAAUUUCUGAAGUUAAAAAUGGUGAACAGCAUGAAGAGGACAUUGAACAAUUAGAAUAUAACGGAAUAGGUGAGAGAAAUACAGGAAGGGUUCCUGAUGGACCAGACAAACAGAUUGUGGUUUAUGUUAAGGAUAUAAAUAAGAAGAAAAAGUCAACUGGUGUUCCCUGUAAUGUUGGACUGCAAGAAGAGUGCAUAGCAGGCUCUGGAAGUGGAAAGAAGAUGGUUAUUGUUCAAGGUCUUAUGUCUGCAAUUCACUGCCCGUGGAGUCAGGGGAAAGGAGCAGUUAAAACCAUGUCAGCUGCGGCUAGUGUAAAGAGAAAAAGAGGGAAGAAGAGUGCUGUUUCUAUCCAAGAUACCCGCAAGUGCUCCCCCAAUAAUAAAAGCAAAGAUGAUACAAAGGGCUUGGCGGAAAAAGGUAUGAUGAUGAUACCUUAUCCCGAGGAGGGCGUGGACGGUGUUUCUAGGCCACUAAAUAUCAUAGACAAUAGUGACUCUUCUGAAGAUGAUGACCUUAAUAAUUUUCAGUUGCUUCCAAGAGAUCAUCCAGGUGAUGUUAUUUUUCAUGCUUGUGGUCUUAGUUCUUCGGGUGAGAAAGGUAUGCGCACUAAGGUACGAGAGACGUUGCGAUUGUUCCAGGCUGUUCACAGAAAGUUAUUGCAAGAAGUAGAAAUAAAGUCCAAGGAUCGAGAGAAUGCCAGUAAGAGGACUGAUAUACUUGCUGCAACGAUGCUUAAGAAACGUGGAAAAUAUAUUAAUCAAGAGAAAGGAAUUGGGUCUGUUCCUGGUGUAGAAGUUGGCGAUGUGUUUAACUACCGCAUAGAGCUCAAUAUGAUUGGGCUUCAUUCACCUCUGCAAGGUGGUAUAGAUACUAUAAAAGUUGAUAAUCAACCUAUUGCAAUCAGUAUUGUGGCUUCAGGAGGUUAUGCUAAUGACGUGGACAGCUCUGAUGUAUUGAUAUAUACUGGUCAGGGAGGAAAUGCUACAGGUGGAGAUAAGCAGCCUGAAGAUCAGAAGCUUGAACGAGGGAAUUUAGGGCUGAAAAACUGCAUAGAUAAAAGGACUUUGGUAAGAGUUAUUCGAGGGUUUAAAGAGAUAAAGCCUGCAGAGACUUCAGAUGGAAGGCCAAAGAAUGGAAAAUCAAAAACGAUAGCAACAUACACUUAUGAUGGACUAUACACUGUUGAAAAAUACUGGCACGAUCUUGGUUCCCAUGGAAAGUUGGUCUACAAGUUCGAGCUGAAAAGAGUUCCAGGUCAACCAGAGCUUGCUUGGAAGGAAAUGAAACAGUCAAAGAAAUUUAAAGCACGUGAGGGUCGUUGUAUAGCUGAUAUUUCUGAAGGUUUAGAGGAGUUUCCAAUAUGUGCAGUGAAUACCAUAGAUGAUGAGAAACCGCCAUCGUUUACAUAUAUUACAAGCAUGAUGUACCCUGAUUGGUGCCGGCCUAUACCCCCUAAGGGCUGUGAUUGUAAGAGUGGAUGUUCAGAUUCAGAGCAUUGUACUUGUGCCAUUAGGAAUGGAGGGGAUAUUCCAUACAAUUACAGUGGAGCUAUUGUUCAGGCAAAAUCCCUUGUAUAUGAAUGUGGACCAUUGUGCAAGUGCCCUCCAUCUUGUCACAAUAGAGUCAGCCAACAUGGUAUUAAACUUCCUCUCGAGAUCUUCAAGACUGAUUCUAGGGGAUGGGGUGUUAGAUGUCUAUCUACAAUUCCAUCAGGUAGCUUCGUAUGUGAAUAUAUAGGAGAGUUGUUGGAUGACAAGGAAGCUGACAAAAGAACUAGCAAUGAUGAAUAUCUAUUUGAUAUUGGGCAAAACUAUAAUGAUUCUACUCUUUGGGAAGGACUUUCAGCUGUCAUGCCUGAAAUGCCAUCAAGUAGCGUUGAUGUGAUAGAAAAUAUUGGUUUUACCAUUGACGCGGUGAGGUAUGGGAACAUCGGGAGGUUUAUCAAUCAUAGCUGUUCUCCUAACCUCUAUGCACAGAAUGUCCUUUAUGACCAUGAGGACAAGAGAAUUCCCCACAUAAUGCUGUUUGCGGCAGAGAACAUUCCUCCUCUACAAGAGCUUACGUAUCAUUACAAUUAUACUAUAGAUGAGGUUUUGGAUUCCAAAGGAAAUAUUAAGAAAAAGAGUUGCUACUGCGGCUCCACGGAGUGUAGUGGUCGACUGUAUUGAUGAACUCCUUCAACUUGCCUUUUCACUGUAAAAAUUGAACAUACUGGUUGCUUUCUUCAACGUUGGAUCACUUUUAGUCUGCAAUUUUCAGUCGUAGCUGCGUUUUCAUAGGACUUUUGUUUUUAUUUUAGCAAAAACGAAGAACUACUCCAGUACUACAGAAAGAGAUUUGAUUGCUUCUACAAAGAGUUGUUAUAGAUUCAAUUUUCGCUUUUCUGUCUGUACUGCUCUAGUUUUUCCUCCGGCGUUGGAGGACGAAGUUGACUAUAACUCGUUGCAAGCUUGCAACUACUUUUCUUUGGUGCAAGAUCAGCUUUAGAAAACAGCACUUUUCUCGCCUUUUCCUUAUUCAAUCAAGAAACUGAUUCGGCUGUUCAACAA
Spinacia oleracea (spinach) is the source of this 3791-nucleotide messenger RNA. Its product is annotated as histone-lysine N-methyltransferase, H3 lysine-9 specific SUVH6. Gene Ontology annotation, molecular function: histone methyltransferase activity; zinc ion binding; protein binding. Gene Ontology annotation, cellular component: nucleus. NCBI's taxonomy places the organism in Eukaryota, Viridiplantae, Streptophyta, Magnoliopsida, Caryophyllales, Amaranthaceae. The record is from RefSeq and is a predicted model, not a curated record. The transcript has 3 exons. Bases 270 to 3410 code for a protein of 1046 amino acids.